This is a messenger RNA of Mytilus trossulus (common blue mussel), 2455 nucleotides long. Its product is annotated as cytosolic Fe-S cluster assembly factor Nubp2 homolog. Bases 46 to 957 code for a protein of 303 amino acids. Gene Ontology annotation, cellular component: cytosol. Gene Ontology annotation, biological process: iron-sulfur cluster assembly. The transcript is spliced from 9 exons. The record is from RefSeq and is a predicted model, not a curated record. NCBI's taxonomy places the organism in Eukaryota, Metazoa, Mollusca, Bivalvia, Mytilida, Mytilidae. Gene Ontology annotation, molecular function: ATP binding; iron-sulfur cluster binding; ATP-dependent FeS chaperone activity.
AACGGAUAGGAUCUCUGCUCCGGAGAUUGCCAAACGGUGUGAGCUAUGGAACAGUUAACAGAAUGCCCUGCGGAAUCGGAUUUGGCAGGAAGAGCAAGCAUCUGUGAAGGAUGCCCUGGACAAGCUUUGUGCCAGUCGCAAGGAAGAGUUGACCCAGACCAAGAAAUGAUUGACAUAAGGAUGAAUCCAAUUAAACACAAAAUACUGGUUAUGUCAGGAAAGGGAGGAGUAGGUAAAUCAACAGUUGCAUGUAUGUUAGCUCAAGUAUUAGCCUCUCAAUCUUGCAAAGUAGGUGUAGUAGACUUGGAUAUCUGUGGACCAAGUAUACCUAAACUACUCUCAGUAGAGGAACAGGUUGUAGUCAACACAGAAUAUGGAUGGAAAACUCUAUUAUCACCACAUAAUGGUAUAAAAGUGAUGUCAGUUGGUGCUAUGUUAAAAUCUGACAGGGAUUCUGUUGUGUUUAGAGGACCAAGAAAAACAGUUUUAAUAAAGAGAUUUUUCAAGGACACAUUCUGGGGAAAACUUGAUUAUUUAAUAUGUGAUACUCCUCCAGGUACAAGUGAUGAACAUCUUACAGCUAUCAAAGUUUUGAAAAAUGUGAAGCCUGAUGGAGCCAUCAUAGUUACAACAUCUCAGGGUGUAUCUAUAGCAACAGUUAGGAGAGAGGUUAACUUCUGUAGGAAGAUGGGUGUGAAGAUAUUGGGAUUGGUUGUUAAUAUGAGCACAUUUAUGUGUCCUUGUUGUGAUGAAGUGACAAACCUAUUCCCAGAGGAUGAGAUAGAGAAACUUGCUGAGGAACAAAAGAUACCUAUAUUAGCGAGGAUACCUGUAGACACGAGAGUGACAUCAUGUUGUGAAGUGGGACGAAAUCCAGUGAUAGAACAUCCAGACUCACAAGCUAUAAAGUGCAUGGAACAACUCGUCAAAUCUUUAUCUAAUGUUAUAGAUAGAUAAUGGUUGCUUAGCUGACACCAUCUACUGUUAACCAGACUCACAAACUAAAAAGUGUAUGGGUUCCUUGCAAAGUCUACCAGAUAGGGUUCACCUGUCCUUGACACCAUUUCAGCAGAAUUGAAUAUUACAGGCAAUAGGUCAGCUUUUUUGGGUGAAGAGAAUGAUUAAAAGUUGUACAUGUCUGUUUGACAUGUUUCAUUUGACCAUGACUUCAUUUUCAUGGUUCAUUAGACCAUUUUCAUGGUUGAUUGGUCAAAAAUAAGUUUUCUAGGUAAUAAGUCGGUUUUUUAUUCCAUAAGCAAUGGGUUAAGUAUUGCUAAUGAGCACAAAAUAUGUUUGACAAAUGCACACAAAUUUACUGUUUAUAUUCACGUUAUUUUCAUUGUUGACUAUUAAAUAUAAAUAUUUAAGCAGGUUACAUAAACUUUAAUUAUAUAUUGUUUAUAUAAAAACAUAUAUUUACCCUGCUUUUAGUAUUGUAACUUAUAUAUAUAUAAUUAUUAAAUAUGAAAAUGCAAUGUACAGAUUCUACAGGAAGGAAUUGAGAACAGCCAAAAACUUUUAAGGAAUUUGCGUACGCUUUGAACUAUAAAAAUACUGUAUUUGUCCGAUUAAAAUUGAAAUAAUUCCUUCAUGUCAUGCUCUAUGCUCAUUUUAACAUGAGUAGGCAUUAUAUUUGAUCAUAUUUUACACCUAACUAACAAUCAGUGUAAAAUAUCUACAAAUAUAAUGCCUACCCAUGUUAAAAUGAGCAUAGAGCAUGACAUGAGGAAUUAUUUCUUAAAGUUUUUUUAAAGACUUUACACAUUAAAUCAAUCAUGGUCAGUAAAGAAGGUGAGACAUUUCAACUUGUGCACUUCUGUUAUAUCUCAGUGUAACAGCUAUGAUUAAUGGUUCUGACUUCCCUUUCAUCAGAUAAUGUACUAUGCAAAGUGGAGUGUUAUCAUUUAAAUGUAUGGCAAAUUUAAUUACCCUAUUUCAGGUAUAGCCCUCAGUGUUUACAUGUAAAGUGCUUUCUAAAUUGAAAAAGAAGCACUUACUAAGUAAUAUGUAGAAUUUGCAGAUGGUUAUUGGAAUAAUUGUAAAUUACAUUUUACACUUCACUCACUGUAAUAAACUAGUUGUACAAUUAGUACAAAUUAUAAACCUUUGGUAAGUUGUAUGUUGUCUAAAAUAUUUUCUACCGGGUAUUUGCAAUAACAGUUUGUAUCUGAAUUUAAUGUGAUUCCUGUUGUGAUAAAGUAAGGGUAGAUGUAAACAUUAAAUUGCUUUAUAUGUGUAUUAACAUAAUCUAAAAUUUCUAAAUACAAAAUUGUAAUAUUGAAAUCAGGAAAAUUGAAAAGAAACUCAUUUAACUGCUUGUUAAGAGAAAUUAGCAUUGUUAUGUUCACUUUUAUUAUCUAUACAUGUAUAUCUUAUUGUUAAAACAAUUAUGUUGAUCAUGUGUAUAAAAGUUAUAUUGGUGCUAGACUUAUAUUGAGUAUUUAUUCAAAUAUAU